CACAAUGUUUUGAAAUCUCGGCGAUUUCUUUAAUCCAAAUGAUGCGAGAUGUUCAAUAUUUUGGCCUUUUCCUGAAAAAUAUAAAAAAUGACGCCCCCUAAUUUGAGUUUCUGAUUAGAUCAAACUAUUAAAGGGUAAGUAGGUUUGAUACAAUAAAGAAUUACUACUACACUACCAUAAGGUAAGGAACAGAGAGCCAUGGCUCUGGCUCCGGUACCAUCUCCAACGAUCGGAGCACCCUUCGCCGGCGAUGUCGACAUGGGCAUUGAUUCAAAUCCACCCAUGGUUCGAGUCACCGUCGUUCAAGCCUCAACUAUCUUCUAUGACACUCCCGCCACUUUAGAUAAGGCAGAAAGAUUGAUCGCAGAUGCUGCCUCAUCUGGGUCGCAAUUAAUUGUGUUUCCUGAGGCGUUUAUCGGUGGUUAUCCGCGCGGAUCCAACUUUGGUGUCACAUUUGGUUAUCGUACCGCCAAGGGCAAAGAGGAUUUCCAGAAGUAUCAUGCUUCAGCCAUUGAUGUGCCUGGUCCUGAAGUUGAAAGAUUAGCAGUAAUUGGUGGAAAGUAUAAAGUUUAUAUAGUUAUGGGUGUAAUAGAGAGAGAUGGAUACACGCUCUAUUGCACAGUUCUCUUUUUGGAUUCCCAUGGGAAUUACCUUGGAAAACACCGUAAACUUGUGCCAACAGCAUUAGAACGUUUAAUAUGGGGGUCUGGAGAUGGAUCAACUCUUCCUGUGUAUGAGACUCCUAUUGGGAAGAUAGGUGCUGCCAUUUGCUGGGAAAAUAGAAUGCCUCUACUAAGAACAGCAAUGUAUGCUAAAGGCGUUGAAAUCUAUUGUGCACCUAAUGCUGAAGCCAGAGAUGUAUGGCAGGCAUCCAUGACACACGUUGCCAUUGAGGGCGGAUGCUUUGUUCUCGCUGCAAACCAGUUCUGUCAAAGGAAAAACUACCCACCUCCACCUGAUUAUGUAUUUGUGGAUAGAGAUGAAGAACUCUCACCAGAUUCUGUUGUAUGUGCUGGGGGAAGUGUCAUUAUUUCACCAUCAGGCGCAGUUUUGGCGGGACCGAAUUAUGAAGGGGAGGCCCUCAUUUCUGCUGAUCUAGGUAUGAUUACUUUCCUCCUGCCUUCGGUCAAGACAAAUAAUUACAAUUUGGUUUUCUUCCACAGAAAACAAUCUGAGCCAUGU
Molecule: messenger RNA, 1182 nt
Organism: Macadamia integrifolia
Lineage: Eukaryota; Viridiplantae; Streptophyta; Magnoliopsida; Proteales; Proteaceae
Product: bifunctional nitrilase/nitrile hydratase NIT4B-like
Exons: 4
Biological process (GO): detoxification of nitrogen compound
Molecular function (GO): nitrilase activity; nitrile hydratase activity
Source: RefSeq, a predicted model, not a curated record